AUGUAGGCCCGAAAUACACCCGGACGAACACUAUACGCUCGAAAGCUGCGGCGCGCGGUGAGCUUGCUUGAUCCGCAGAGUAUCUCGAGCAGGCGAGAGAACGGUUCGGUCAGGUUCUCUUAAGCACAGGAUUAGAACGAACGGUGGGUUCAGUAGUUGCGCGGCGGUUGGCUGAGUUGCAGGCCCGAUCGAGCUGAGAGUAUAUCUAAUAUAUUAUCAAGUUCCGCAAAAGUUGACGUCAUUUUUCUCGGAAAAAAAAGGGGUUGUUGUUGUUUUUCUGACCGACCCUGGAGUGAAUAACGGCUACGAUUCAAGUGGUGGUUCCAGUUUGUGUGGCAUGAUUUAUUGUGUGCUAUACCCAGUUCUGAACUGACAGGACCUUCCACCCUGCAAAUAUGCCUCGAGCUUUUCUCAUCACUCGCCGAAGGUACGACGGCUCUGACCAGUUCGUGGAGACCAUGCGAGAUUGCAGCCCUGAGCGCGGAGUCAGCGUCGCCGAGUAUGGCGGCGGUCAGCCGACCUCGGAUGGGGUCAGCGACUGUGGUAGCGAGACGUCCUCGGAGUGUCCCGAGGAGCUCUACAACCUGACGAAGCUCGCGGAAGUCAGUCUGGCAGCGGCCGCUGGUACCCUGAUACAUCCGGCCGGUAGCGUCUUGUGCCAGCGACCGACGUCACCCGGGUACAAGGACGAAGUCGGAUACGAAAUUAACGAAGCAUUGGAGAAACGAACGAGCGACGAACACGCCCUCCAAGAACGGACGCGGCUCUUCUUCGAGAGGAUCGAGGCUGAACGGAAGAUACUGGAGCGACGUUCUCCAACCUCCGAGCCCAAGACGCAGAGGAUACUCCGACUUCCGGCGGCCCGCGAUGAGGCCCAAACCCACCACGAGGCCCAUCCACAACGUCAACAUCACUCCGAACCUCGGACUCCGGCAUCCAAGAAGGCACAGGUAGCCGCCAGCCCCGCGGAGACCUGCGGAAGGCCCGAAGACAACGAGGAUCAUGAGUGUCCGGACUGCGGGAAGAGGUACUCGACGUCCUCGAACCUGGCACGACAUCGCCAGACGCAUCGUUCCCUCGGCGAUAAGAAGGCGAGACGGUGUCCGCACUGCGACAAGGUCUACGUCAGCAUGCCUGCUUUCAGUAUGCACGUCAGGACCCACAAUCAAGGAUGCAAGUGCCACUACUGCGGCAAGUGCUUCUCACGACCGUGGCUUCUUCAGGGACACAUACGAACGCAUACCGGUGAGAAACCAUUCAAAUGUACGAUAUGCAACAAGGCCUUCGCGGAUAAGUCGAAUCUUCGUGCGCACAUACAGACUCACUCGAACACAAAGCCGCACGUAUGCGGUCGUUGCGGAAAGGCCUUCGCCCUCAAGUCCUAUCUCUACAAGCACGAGGAGUCGUCGUGCAUGCGGGCGCAUCAUCGAGCCUCUUCAGAGAAGCGUGAGAGCGAUAGAAGCAGUCCGCUCCCCAGAAGGAUUUCGGCACCGGUGACAGCCUCUCCGACGAGCGUCAUCGUGCCGCGACUCGGGUUGAGUCGCAGCGUUUCCGUCGGCGGAACGCCGGAGCCGCAAGCGCCAUCUUUCUCGGCGAUUCGUCACACGAAGACGUCGCAACCGGAAACGGGAGCGGAAAGACUGGUCGUGGAAAAACACCCGAAACGUCUGAUGUUGGAGAAGGCCUUGGAGCAGGCGGAAGCGUCUGACUCGGAGGUUCAGAGGCCGAAGAGACGCCUUGAAGCCGCCGUUCCCGAUGCCCCUGAGUACCGAUCGCAAAUGGUCAUCCGAACUUCGGUGAUAUCGCCGAAUCCCGAGCAUCUCGGGCGGCUCUCGGCCGCCGGAAAUAACAAAUCGCCAUUCGAUUUUUCUGCAUCAAGAAAUUCGGCCUUCUCCAGGCCAGGCAUGACGCUGAAUCUUGCUAUCGCGUAAAGCUGCUGGGCUCCUAGGGACUUUGGAAGAUUUCGGUUGGCUGCCCGACUUGUUAAGUGUUACCAACGUCAAUUGCAGUGUAACAGAAUUUUCACGAUUGUGGGGAUAAAAAAAAAAACCCGACAAUUGUUUCGGUUUUCUCAUCAGCUCAAUGCAUAUUUGGAUUCUCGGUUUCGGGUCUGGACAAAGCUGACUAGUGAUAUUUUCGGAUAUGCACGUAUAAUCGUCAAUUACAGAUUAAUCAAUUUUAAAUUUGUAGUAUACAUAUGUAUAGGUUUUUAAUCUAUUGCGAGAAUGAUAAAUGCGUGUAUGUAUGAUAUAAAAGAAUUAUGAUGAAUAUUAUUCCAAGUAUCUUCCUAAUAGGGACCAUAUUUAGUAGUUAAUUGUCAAAUUAUUAUAAGACAACUGUGAAUUCAUAAUGUGCCUUACAUAAUAUAUACAGCUGCAAAGUUGAUGAAAUACGUGUAGUCAGUUCACGUGUCGUUUUUUUUUUUUUUCAUUUUUGCGUCUUUUAUCUUUUUGUCUGUACUUUUCUUUUUGCUCGUAAUUAUUAUUCAACCUAUAUAAUUGUGUUGAAAAUUGAUGUCAAUUUAACCAAAGGUGUCGAGCAUGUAAACAUCUCAAAUGUUGAAACAUACAUGUAUAUUUAUUAGUCAUUGUCUGUAUUUACUGAAGAGUAAAUACAUUGUUGAUUCAUGGUGCUAGUACUUAAAAUAUAUUGCAUAUUUAUUUACAUAUGAUGUUAAUUGCCGUAAGCAAUAUAAAGGCUCUUCAAGGCAGCUAUAAAUUAUUUUGUAAAUAUUAGACUAUACCCUAUAGAUUGUCUAACUGUAAGACUUAUAAGUACAUUAUAAUAUAAAUAUAAGACAUAUUGUGUAAUUAAUACAAAGUGCCUCAAAAUACUCGUAGGGGUAGUGUCGGAUAUUGCAAUAUCUAAUCAAUAUAAGGGAUUGUGUCCUUUUGAUAUACAUAUAGAACUACUAUUUAAUUGCAAUGAUUGAUAUCUUUUGAUCGGUUACUGAAUAAGUAAUUAUCAGAGUGUGCGCUAGUCGGAAACGUUUCGUGAUUAACCAGUAAAUCUCUUACACUUCCCUAGCUCGUAUUAAUUCUAAUUUUUUAAAAGUAUCAAAUUUUUUGUCUCACUUAAAAAUGAACAAAUUUAUAAACAUAUCGGUAG
This is a messenger RNA of Diprion similis, 3108 nucleotides long. RefSeq names its product zinc finger protein 567. Lineage: Eukaryota; Metazoa; Arthropoda; Insecta; Hymenoptera; Diprionidae. Gene Ontology annotation, biological process: regulation of DNA-templated transcription. Bases 396 to 1931 code for a protein of 511 amino acids. The record is from RefSeq and is a predicted model, not a curated record. Gene Ontology annotation, molecular function: RNA polymerase II cis-regulatory region sequence-specific DNA binding; DNA-binding transcription factor activity, RNA polymerase II-specific. The transcript has 3 exons.